CACAACCCUUCCCUUCAAGAACAAGGUUUUAUAUUUUACAGCGAAGUAUUAGACUCCAUUUCCAAGCUCUGGAUUCCAAAUGAUAAGGCCCAAAAUAUUAUAAGAAGAUCUUUGUUUUUAUUACCCUAGAGAACUUACUGGCUGAGGAAAUGCCUACAAAAACAAAAACUUUGCUCUUCUUAUCAAGUUUUUUCACAAGCCUUGGGUCUUUCAUCGUAAUUUGCUAUAUUCUUGGGACACAAGAAUGGAUCACCAGUACAAUUGCUGUUAGAGACGAAACGUCGAAUGGUAAUGUUACCCUCACCUGUGGACUUUUUCGUGGUAAGAGUGCUCAACAGUUGGCUCAAGGACUUGAAGAAACAGGAAAAAAUUUUGAAGUUUUAGGAACACUGAGCAGUUCUCCAAAAACUCUACAUUUGGUGGCUAUCCUGUUCCUGGUUCUCAGUUUGUCCACUUCACUCCUGAGUUCUGGGUUCACCUUUUACAACAGCAUCAGCAACCCCUAUCAGACCUUCUUGGGACCAACAGGGGUAUACACCUGGAAUGGACUCGGCGCUUCCUCCAUUUUCAUGACCGUGAUACUGUUUGUGGUGAAUGUACAGUCCAACCAUCUUUCAGAAGAGUUGUUGCAGAGGCUGUAUCCAACAUUCACUCAUGAAGGAAUGACACACAGUUAUGGACACUCAUUUUGGCUCAUUUUUCUUGUCAUUUUUCUAAAUAUCGCCACUGUGAUCAUCAUCAUUUUCUAUCAGAAGGUCAGAUACCAGAGAAAGCAAGAGCAGAAAAAGCCAAUGGAAUAUGCUCCAAGAGAUGGGAUUUUAUUCUGAAUUUUAUGCCAUGUCACUUUGGUAUUACAUCUAUUUUAUGCCAGUUUCCUGAGUAGUGCUAUUUAUCUGGACAAUCAUAAUGGUAAAGUGACUGCCAUUUGUGAAAGCGUUUGCAUUUCAUAAUACUGCUUCCUUCAUAGAUGCUGUACUCUUAAAACAAGUUUUUUCCAUAAGAGUGAGAAAGAUCAUUGGAACAGGUCACCAGUCUAUGCAGUGUUCAAAGCAGUAGAAUAAUGAUGAGCCUAUGGACCCUUCUGACCUAGUCUCACUAUCUGAAAUAAUAAAAGCUAUACUGUUCACCUUUACUUUGAGUAGAUCAAAGCACGUCGGUACUUAUGAUCUCAUUCUCCCCAGGAGGGACCAGGGCUUUUUAUCCCACUCUAUGAAUGAAGACUUCUAGGUUCAGAACUUGUGUUUCCAGGACCAGAUGUUAGAGGUGAAAGAAGAAACUUAACCACAAUUACCUGACUCUCUGAACCAUCAACUACUGAUAAAACUCAAACCCAAGGAUGGGUAGAAGUUCUGAUAUGUGAUCUUUCAACCAACUUUGAGAUUCCAAGGUGUAGUUUUUGGAGAAAAGAAAUUACAAAUGUGAAGAGCAGAGAAAGAUAUAAAUUGUAGUCGUAUGUUCUAUAUGCUAAGGAGGCUAAAUAUUUUAUUUUUAAUUUGAUAGAAUUGUGAUGAAUUAGGA
Molecule: messenger RNA, 1518 nt
Organism: Tupaia belangeri chinensis (Chinese tree shrew)
Lineage: Eukaryota; Metazoa; Chordata; Mammalia; Scandentia; Tupaiidae
Gene: CLRN3
Product: clarin 3
Exons: 3
Coding region: 150-827 (225 amino acids)
Source: RefSeq, a predicted model, not a curated record